This is a messenger RNA of Drosophila kikkawai, 1585 nucleotides long. It is a transcript of the gene Rrp45, whose product is annotated as exosome complex component Rrp45. Gene Ontology annotation, biological process: exonucleolytic trimming to generate mature 3'-end of 5.8S rRNA from tricistronic rRNA transcript (SSU-rRNA, 5.8S rRNA, LSU-rRNA); nuclear polyadenylation-dependent rRNA catabolic process; nuclear mRNA surveillance. The record is from RefSeq and is a predicted model, not a curated record. NCBI's taxonomy places the organism in Eukaryota, Metazoa, Arthropoda, Insecta, Diptera, Drosophilidae. Gene Ontology annotation, cellular component: nuclear exosome (RNase complex); cytoplasmic exosome (RNase complex). Gene Ontology annotation, molecular function: mRNA 3'-UTR AU-rich region binding.
CAGCUAUUUGAACAAAGUGGCAACGCCGGCCCAGUUGCCUGCACGUUUUUAAAAGCCGGCUAUCGAAAUCCAAAACAAAACGAGGAUCCUCGAAAAACCAGGAUGUUUAUGAACUCCAAUCUUUUCGAACCAGGCAAAUCGAAGCAGGAGAAACAGUUCAUCCAGUUGGCGGUGAAGCAAAACCAGCGAUUCGAUGGCAGACGCUCCAACGAGUGUCGCGAUGUGGAGUUGACCUUCGGUUCGGAUUGGGGCACCGUUGCGGUUUCCCUUAACGACACCAAGGUGCUGGCCCAGGUUACCUGCGACAUGGGAGCACCAACUACUUCCAGGCCCUACGAGGGCAAGCUCCAGCUAAACGUAAGCAUUGGUGGCGUGGCAUUCCUGGACGAAAUGCAGUCCACAUAUGACCAGCGAUUCCUUACACUGAACUCCCAGCUGGAACGCACAUUCCGCAGUUCCCGUUGCCUCGAUUUGGAGUCCUUGUGCGUGGCUGCCGAGAAGCAUGUGUGGUGCAUCCGCGUGGACAUCAAUGUGCUGAACCACGACGGGAAUCUAUAUGAUGCAAGCACUAUAGCCACAUUAGCUGCCUUGAUGCACUUUCGCCGACCGGAUGUCACAUAUGCGAAUGAUGAGCUGCGCAUUUAUACGGAAAAGGAGCGCGAACUGAUCCCCCUAUUGUUCCUCCAUUACCCCGUGAGCGUCACAUAUUGCAUUUAUAAGAGCAAUCCACAGCCACUGGUGGAUCCGACACUCUUGGAGGAGAAUGCCGCCGAUUCGGUAAUUGUGCUCAGCUUUAAUUCAUAUCAGGAGCUGUGCACUUUAAAUGCGGGCGGCACUGUGCCCACCAAUGUCCGGACCAUCAUGCAAUGUGCCCGUUAUGCAGCGACACGCUGCAAGGCUAUCGUGGAAUUCAUUAGAAAGACCUUAGCGUUGGACGAGGAGCGUCGACUGCAGGGAACUGGACCGAGCCAAGGACUGCUGGCUCUUUUGGGAGAAAAUAAACACAAACUAAGCUUCAAGCAGCUAAUGGAGGGCUAUCAAAAGCAAGACUCUCCGACUCUCCAAGAUUCCCAAAUGGAGGUGGAUGCUGCUCAAACCAGUGAGAAGCCGAAUGUGGCGGAAGUUCCAGUAAAGGAGGAGCAGCCCAUAAAACAGGAGACAGGUAAGCUGGUGCAGGACGCCAAACCCAUGGACACCAGCACUUGGCUGCCACAGGAGGCUACGAACGACCAGGAACUGCCGACGCCCUCGAGGGUAGUCUCGUUGAAAGUGGGAAAGGGAAAAAAUCGGGCCAAAAACAAGGCCAACAAAAAGCAACAGCAGCUUGCAAAGAAGCAAAAUCACAGCGACUCGGAGGAGGAAGUAACGCAAGUCAUCUAGACACAUACUUUUCGAUGAUAGUCACGUAGAUAAGUGAAAAGUGCUUUUUGUUCAGUUUUAUUUAGGCUUAAAAGUACGGCUAAAAUCAGUCUAGGCUUUAACAGAAAUUGUUUCAAGUGUAGCUCCAAUUACUGGCUUGGAACUAAGACUAAAGAUAGAGCUCUAAAUAUAUGUAUAUAUAUAUAUUCGCCCUGAAAGGGGAAAA